AUGAAAUACUUUGUAGUUCUGUCAUUAUUCUGUCUCAUUCUUGUGACUGUCAAAGCAAAUCCAUAUAUGGAUAGUGAUUUAAUGCUAGGUGAUGAUGAGCUUGGUUACUCGGAAGGAGUCAACUAUCUUGAUGAAUUGAUGGCUCCAGCAGAGAAACGCUCUUCCAUGAUUUAUGUUUUUAGGCGAGCAUGCAUCAGACGUUCGGGAAAUUGUGAUCAUCGGCCCAACGGAUGUUGUGCAAAUUCUUCAUGUCGUUGCAAUCUUUGGGGAUCUAAUUGCCGAUGUCAACGAAUGGGAUUGUUCCAGAAAUGGGGAAAAUAA
Molecule: messenger RNA, 321 nt
Organism: Chironomus riparius
Lineage: Eukaryota; Metazoa; Arthropoda; Insecta; Diptera; Chironomidae
Source: the annotation of a GenBank genome assembly